ACCGACUCCCGCCGGAUCAGUGACUGACCGCGCGCUGGACCAAAGAAGUGAGGCGCGAGAGGCGGGAUUUAUGCAAAUGAGGCGCAGUGAGGAGACGCUCGAGCUUCAGUGAGGCACUUUGUGAACACCACUUCAUAUGAUCUUUCGUCGAUAUAAAAUCAUCGCAACAUGGCUUCAAAGUGCCCCAAGUGUGACAAGACUGUGUAUUUUGCUGAGAAGGUGUCAUCUCUGGGGAAGGACUGGCAUAAGUUCUGUCUGAAGUGUGGCCGCUGUAACAAAACCCUGAACGCAGGGGGACAUGCUGAGCAUGAUGGGAAGCCCUUCUGCCACAAACCAUGCUAUGCUGCCCUCUUUGGACCAAAAGGUGUGAACAUUGGCGGAGCAGGGUCCUAUGUGUAUGAAGCCCCCGUCAGCAAUAACCUAGCCUCUACUGACUUGAACGCCCCCCCCAAGCCUGCUGAGGAGAAGAAAGUGUUUGCACCCAGGGCACCUGUCAAAGCUUCCAGCAUCACCACCUUCUCUGGUGAGGCCAACCUGUGUCCCAGGUGCAGCAAGAAGGUCUACUUUGCUGAGAAGGUAACGUCCCUGGGGAAGGACUGGCAUCGGCCCUGUCUCCGCUGUGAGAGGUGCAGCAAGACCCUGGCCGCCGGCAGCCACGCAGAGCAUAAUGGCCAGCCAUACUGCCACAAGCCAUGCUAUGCUUGUCUCUUUGGACCCAAAGGAGUGAACACUGGAGGUGUUGGCAGCUACAUCUAUGAGAAGGAGGUCAGCACAGAGGCCCAGCCCUGAGCUACUGCGGUCUGUCCCGUCCCCAGCCUCAACCUCUCCAAUACUAAUACCACAAUCCAACACAGUAUUAUUAACACUAGGCUUUAGCCCCUAUAGCUCCUUCUAUAAGCAGCCCUGAGAGACCCAAGGCCUCUCUUCCAGCUCCUCCCAUUUAACCACCCCUGACCCCAAAUAUUUCACCACCUGGCCCAGCCCAUCUCAGGCUCCUAGCACUGCAGUCCUCUAAUAUACACUAAUAUAUAUAUAUACACUAAUAUACAUAUACACUGACCAAUAGUAUGUGGACACCUGUUCGUCGAUUACAAAAUCAUGGGCAUUAAUAUGGAGUUGGUCCCUCCUUUGCUGCCACAGCAGCCCCCACUCUUCUGGGAAGGCUUUCCACUAGAUGUUGGAACAUUGCUGCAGGGACUUGCUUCCAUUCAGCCACAAAAGUAUUAGUGAGGUCGGGCACUGAUGUUGGGCGAUAAGGCCUGGCUCGCAGUCUGUGUUCCAAUUCAUCCCAAAGGUGUUUGAUGGGGUUGAGGUCAGGACUCUGUGCAGGCCAGUCAAGUUCUUUUACACCGACCUUGACAAACCAUUUCUGUACGGACCUCGCUUUGUGCACGGGGGCAUUGUCAUGCUGAAACAGGCAAGGGCCUUCCCCAAACUGUUGCCUCAAUGUUGGAAGCAUAGAAUCGUAUGCAAUGAAUGUUAUAGUAUGCUGUAGCGUUAAGAUUUCCCUUCACUGAAUCUAAGGGGCCUAGCCCGAAUCAUCAAAAACAUUGGGGCAGGUAGCUUUUUCCUGGCAUUCGUCCGUUGGGACUGCAAGAUGGUUAAGCAUGAUUCAUCACUCCAGAAAACGCAUUUCCACUGCUCCAGAGCCCAAUGGCGGCGAGCUUUACACCACUCCAGCUGAUGCUUGGCAUUGCACAUGGUGAUCUUAGGCUUGUGUGCAGCUGCUCUGCGAUGGAAACCCAUUUCAUGAAGCUCCUGACAAACAGUUAUUGUGCUGACGUUGCUUCCAGAGGCAGUUUGGAACUCAGUAGUGAGUGUUGAAAAUGAGGACAGACUAUUUUUACACGCUUCAGCUUUCGGCGGUCCUGUUCUGUGAACUUGUGUGACCUACCGCUUGUUGCUCCUCAACGUUUCCACUUUACAAUGACAGCACUUACAGUUGACUGGGGCAGCUCUAGCAGGGCAGAAAUGUGACGAUUUGACUUGUAGGAAAGGUGGCAUCCUGUGAUCGGUUCUUAUAAAUCACAAGUGCCGUAAUAUCGGCAGGUGCUUUUUCAAAUCUUUAAAAAAUAAACCAUCUCUAAAGCUUUGCAUGGAACAAAAUGUUAUGUUUGUCAUAUUAGUUUAUUUUUUCCCCCCAUGUGCUGGUAUUUUUUUUGUGUUAAGAUUAUUGCGUAUUAGUUCGAUGCCACGUUGAAAGUCACUGAGGUCUCCAAUAUUUGUCUAUGGAGAGUGCAUGGCUGUGUGCUCGAUUGUAUACACCGGUCAGCAAUGGGUGUGGCUGAAAUAGCCACAUCCACUCAUUUGAAGGCGUGUCCACAUACUUUUGUAUAUAUAGUGUAGCUUGACUCUUCCCAAACACUUUAUUAAAUUAUAUUUUAUUUACGCUUCAAAAAGAAAAUAUAAUUUAUGGGACACAAUUUAACCCUGAGUGGGUUCUUCAUAUUACUGUAUGGAGUUACCAUUCUCUCUCCCACUGAAACAUAAGUUCUUCACCUUUUAUGAGUUCAUGAUUAGUUUAUGUCAUGUUUAUGUAUAUUUACGAGCGUGGAUAUAAGCACAUUAUAACCCCAUAUACAAUGUUACUUUAAUAACUGCAAUAAAACAUUUUUUUUAUUUCCCUUUUAUUUAAUUUUAAGCACCCCUAACGCAGCCUUUGUGGGGGAGUUUAGAGACGAGACCAGGUGAAAUAGGUCGUAUGAUCCCUGUCUGUAACAUAACACAUCUAUUUCCUCAGAGUAGUGAUACAUGGUGUUUUUAGGGGAGGUGUUGCGUUGUCAUGGUAACACACUGACAGGCAUGCAGGUGUACCUGGGAGAGAGGCAGUAGUCUGGCGGCAGGUGCAGGUGGUGCUGUUUCAGGACAGGAGCACCACUUUAAAUCCCUCCUGCUAGAUUUAUGGGUUAAGACCUAGAUUUAUACAGUUUUGGCCGCCCGACUACAUUCCUGAUCAAAUGGAUGAUAUAAAAAAAAGUAUCUGGGGUUUAAGUUCCAGAAAGAGUCUGGAUCAUUUUAAAAGAUGGUAUUUUAGGGUUGUGGGUCAAUAAGGGUAGCCAGGUUCAUGAUCUGUUUGUACUGUUUUGCCUAUGGUCAUUGCACGUCAAUGGAUACCGUAGUAUCCACACAGCACAUACACAUCUGGAACCAGGAUAUUUUGAGGGUCCUGUUACUGGGUUGACAUGGUACAGUAGAUUGUUUAUGCACAGUACUGCAUUGGGUUCCAGACAUGGAAAUCAUUUUAAAUUGGGUUUGAAAUAAACAGGAUGUGUUUAUUCAUUUAUUAAGAAUAAGAAGACUAUACCAGUAAAAUUGCAUAAGGAAAGUGCAUUGUACUACGGCUAUGGGACAAAUGAAUGAAGGAAGGAAAAGAAGCUGGGGCAACAUGAACUUGUAGGAUAUAGAGUGAUGACCAGAGUGAAGCUGUACAAUUCGAUAUGGUCAGAAUGUUAUUGUAGUAAGAAACCCUUGAUGUAUUUCUACCUGAGAUUUCUAUGAGCUAACUGAAGUAUUAUACCUUAGUAGGAGGUAGCCAAUAGAAACACAGGUGCAUCUGAAAUGGCACCCUGUUCCCUGUUUAGUGCACUAAUUUUGAACAGGGCUCCCGUCAAAAGUAUUGCACUAUGUAGGGAAUAGGAUGCCAUUUUGGGACAAACACAUAGUAACUGAAACACUGCAGACAAAGCAUUAUGUUAUAAUGUGCUUUAGUAUUAUAUAUAUAUAUAUAUAUAUAUAUAUAUAUAUAUAUAUAUAUAAAUUAGGACUGUUGUGAUGAUUUGAUUAUAAUGAUCUGUUAUGAACUGUUUUGUGUAGUAAGGCUUGAUUAAAACACUUCAGGAGUCACUGUAGAGAAAUAAAAUGGCUGCACUUCAGUCCUGCUGCUUCCGUCUUCUUAAUCCCUUCAUUAAACUUUCUAUAUAUACUGUU
Messenger RNA from Oncorhynchus keta (chum salmon), 3927 nucleotides. It is a transcript of the gene crip2, whose product is annotated as cysteine-rich protein 2. NCBI's taxonomy places the organism in Eukaryota, Metazoa, Chordata, Actinopteri, Salmoniformes, Salmonidae. The coding region runs from base 169 to 789 and encodes 206 amino acids. The transcript has 8 exons. The record is from RefSeq and is a predicted model, not a curated record.